ACAUGCAGAUUCGUGGGCUGGGCAACCAAUUAAGCUUUGUCAAAUUGUUUGGCAUUUGAAGUGCAGUUGGAAAAUGGGUGGAAUUAGGUGGAAAUGGCUGCCGCUGCACCGCUGACUUUCCACCGGUCACUUUUUUAUGAUGGUUUUCCAACCGAGUGCACAUUUCCGAUUUCUUUACGCUCAAGCACAUUAGCAAUCGAUCCCAAAGUAUUUCGUUUUAAAAUCCUUCUCUUCAUCAAGCGAAAAAUUAAUUGUCAUCAUGAAUGUGCAAAUUUUAGAAUUCAUUUACGGGCUCUUUGAUUUUCCUGUCUAGCUAACGCACUAUACUGAUAACCUUGCUGAAUAUAUAUAUAUACAUAUCGACAUAAUGCUUUUUCCUUUUUCCGCCCGAAAGGCGAAUAAGUCCGCUGAUUUUCUUGGCUUGCGCUCCGGAUUUAACUUUAUAAAUUGCAGGCGAAAUGCGAAUCUUUUGUCCAAGGGUUAUGAGCCACCGAAGGCGAUCAAAACAGGCACCUCCAUUGUGGGCAUCAUCUACAAGGACGGCGUUAUCCUGGGCGCAGACACUCGCGCCACCGAGGGACCCAUUGUUUCCGACAAGAAUUGCUCCAAAAUUCACCACCUUCAGGAUCACAUAUACUGUUGUGGAGCCGGCACCGCUGCCGACACCGAAAUGAUUACCCUGACGACCAGCGCCGAGCUGGAUCUGCACCGGCUGAACACCGAACGGCAGGUGCCGGUGGUCUGUGCGAGCAUGAUGCUCCGCCGGACCCUCUUCCGCUACCAGGGCCACAUUGGUGCCGCCUUGGUGAUGGGCGGCGUGGACAGGACCGGUCCGCAGCUGUACUGCAUCUAUCCGUGCGGUUCCAACGACAAGAUACCCUACGCGGCCAUGGGCUCCGGCACCUUGGCGGCCAUGUCGGUGCUGGAGCACGGCUGGAAGCCCGACCUCGACCAGGAGCAGGGCAAGCAGCUGGUCCGCGAGGCCAUCUCGGCGGGUGUGUUCAACGACUUGGGCUCCGGAUCCAAUAUCGAUCUCUGCGUGAUCACCAAGCAGGGAGCGGUGUACCUGCGAACCGACACGAUUGCCAGCGAGAAGGGCGAGCGAUUGGGCAAGUACGGCAUCAAGCCCAACUCCACCAUGGUCACCUCGAUCUCCGUGCUGAGUCUGCAGGUCACCGAUGAGCGGAUCUACGCAGUGGAGGAUCAACAGCCGGGCACCAGUGGUGUUCAGUGGGUUUCCUCGCAAGAGGAUGAGGAGCUGCCCGAAGGAUCGCAGACUAAAUCACCAUAGACACCGUAUCAUACAUUUAAGUUCGAGCAAAUUAAUCGUUAAAUAGCAACUUUGCUUUACAUAAAUGUUAAUGCAUUCGCAG
Messenger RNA from Drosophila sechellia, 1373 nucleotides. RefSeq names its product Proteasome beta2 subunit-related 1 (gene Prosbeta2R1). Gene Ontology annotation, molecular function: threonine-type endopeptidase activity. The coding region runs from base 368 to 1291 and encodes 307 amino acids. Gene Ontology annotation, cellular component: cytoplasm; proteasome core complex. The record is from RefSeq and is a predicted model, not a curated record. The transcript has 3 exons. NCBI's taxonomy places the organism in Eukaryota, Metazoa, Arthropoda, Insecta, Diptera, Drosophilidae.